This is a messenger RNA of Symbiodinium necroappetens, 1215 nucleotides long. The record is from the annotation of a GenBank genome assembly. NCBI's taxonomy places the organism in Eukaryota, Dinophyceae, Suessiales, Symbiodiniaceae.
AUGGGUGAAGCGAUUCUGGACAACGCCAUGGACGGCUUCAACAACUGCCUCUUCGCCUAUGGGCAGACGGGUUCGGGGAAGACCCACUCGGUGCUCGGUGCCGACGAUCAACCCGAAAAUCGAGGGCUCCUUCCGCGAAUCCUUCUGGAGCUCUUCCGGCGCAUCGAGACCAUGCGCGGCCGGAAGGAUGCGAAGGUCCAGUUCCAGUGUCAGGUGUCCUACCUUGAGAUCUACAAUGAGCAGAUCCGUGAUCUGCUCGUACCUUUGACGGACAAGCCGGCGAAGCUGACGGUCCGUAACCAUCCGAAGUUGGGGACCUAUGUUGGAGGCUUGACGACGAACGCAGUCACGACAUAUGAAGAGGUGCAAAGUAUCCUCGACUUUGGCGCCAAGUCGCGCAGCGUUGCAGCGACCCAGAUGAACUCUGCCUCCUCGCGGUCUCACUGCAUCUUCAACUUCGUGCUGCUGAAACGCGAGUCUGCAGAUGGGGUGGACUCGGAGCAAAGAGCGAGUGUCAAUCUUGUAGAUCUUGCAGGUUCUGAGCGACAAAAGAAAACUGGAGCCAGCGGGAGCCUGCUAAAGGAAGGUGCCAUGAUCAACCAGUCUCUUUCAAACCUGGCUUUGGUCAUCAACAAGCUAGCGGCCUCUGCACGCGAAGACGGCAAGAGCGACUUUGUCCCGUUCCGCAACUCCAAACUUACACACAUUCUGCAAGAGUCGCUGAGCGGCAACUCCAAGACGGUGAUGAUCGCUGCACUGUCGCCAGCACUUUCCAACCUCGACGAGACGCUUAGCACAUUGAAGUUUGCGCAGACGUGCAAAAAUGUGGCGACGAAGGCAGUCAGGAAUCAGGAGACUUCGGCCAGCAUAGCCGAGGAGCUGACUGCCGAGAUCGCGAGGCUGAAAGAACAGCUUGCAGCGCAAAACGAUAGUCGUCUCCAGCAACAGCUCCAUGACACGGAGCAGCUGCUGGCCCAGAUGGAGAAGGAUUAUCAGGCCCAGAUCGCCGAGGCAAGAGAGAUGGAAGCCUUGCGCAAGCAGGCAUUGUGCGACAUGGGCCUGAGCCUGGCGGAGAUCUCGGGGGCUCUCGGAAUGGAUCGAAACGUUCCCCAGCUGGUGAAUCUGUCGGAUGAUGCCUCAUUGACUGGAUGCUUGGUGUACUUCCUGCCCGAGGGAGAGCCAACGACCAUCGGUAUGGACAAAGAAUGCACCCUA